Colletotrichum higginsianum IMI 349063 is the source of this 1992-nucleotide messenger RNA. RefSeq names its product LCCL domain-containing protein. NCBI's taxonomy places the organism in Eukaryota, Fungi, Ascomycota, Sordariomycetes, Glomerellales, Glomerellaceae. The coding region runs from base 1 to 1992 and encodes 663 amino acids. The transcript has a single exon. The record is from RefSeq and is a predicted model, not a curated record.
AUGGCUGACGGGAGAAGACAUGAACACGAACCGCUCCUCACUGCCAUGGAGCGACAACAGGCCGACGAGCCUGCCACCACCCGGGCGAAUCCCACCGAGCACCCCGAUGCGCCGCUCGCGGAUACCGCACGUCGCGAGCUCGAAGUAGACGACGACUCGUCUUCCCAAUCGACGCCCCGGUUCAUGCAAGACGACGGAUCGUGGAAGAGGUGGAGAUGGGUGCCAUACCCGGUGCGCCGCAUCGUCAAGGCCACCGCGAAGUGGUCAAAGGGCCCGCCGAACCCGCGGAACUACAAGAUCAAGCCCAUAUUGCCACAAAUCCAAGAGUUCCCUCUCGUCCUCAUCGAUCGAUACCUACCGUUGUUCAAACACCGCGUUGGCCUCGUCUUCCUCUACGUCGCCGUCUGGAUCGUUACCUUCGCUCUGGUCAAGAGGAGUGAGACCUUCGCGACCGAGGUCGAGGGAUGGGGGGCGCCGCAGCAGAUCGGCUGCGGCGCGACAUACUGGGGUCGGGGUAACAACUGCGGUCUCAACGGCGCUGACUGCCGCCCUUUCAAUGGCAGCGGCUUCCCUUUUAGGUGUUCGGCCAACUGCGCCGGCUACAUGGUCCUGAACCCUAGGGCUGUUGGGGACCAGGAGAUCGUCUACCAGUCGCUCGUCAUCGGCGGGCCGACCGACAAUUCCAGCACACCCAUCUACCGUGGCGAUUCGUUCCUCUGCAGCGCCGCCAUCCACGCCGGUGUUGUCUCCAACGAGAACGGAGGCUGCGGCGUGGUCCGCCUUGUCGGACGACACGAGGGCUUCCCCAGCUCCGAGAGAAACGAUAUCGAGAGCAUCAGCUUCGAUUCCUAUUUCCCGCUCUCUUUCACUUUCGAACCGGGCAUCCAGUGCAAGGCUCGGGACCUCAGGUGGAACCUGCUGGCGAUCUCCCUCGUCUUUACGACAAUCCUCUCCCUGGUCACGGCGUCGCCCGUGCUCUUCUUCUUUUCCAUCUUCACCGGUGUGUUCUGGCAUGUCGGGCUUGCCUCGGACCCGCCCAACCACUACUCUGUCGCCGAUCUCGUGUCCAACAUCAUCGGCAAGUUCCUCCCCGCCAUGUUCUGCGCCUGGGUCAUGUACGACAAGAUGGGCGUCCGGCGGACGCUCACCGGCCUUACGGCUCAGGUCGAGAAGACCGUCCUGUGGCUCGGCGGAUGCUGGGUCGGCGCGCUCAGCAACUACACCUUCCGCUGGAUCCCGAUCCAGCGCCUCAACGCCCACGAUCUCAACCAGCAGCCGGGAGCCAAGGCGGCCCUGGCGGCCAUCAUCAUCGUCCUGGUCGUCAUUAUUGUUCAACAGGUAUGGUAUUUCAGACAGGAGGGUCGUCUGCUGAAAUACCUGAAGCUCUAUCUGCUUUUCCUGGGCGGCAUCGUGGUCUGCCUUGUCUUGCCGGACCUAAGUCUCCGUAUCCACCAUUACAUUCUGGCCCUGCUGCUACUCCCGGGCACGAGCAUGCAGACCAGACCCUCCCUGCUCUACCAGGGCCUCUUGGUCGGUCUCUUCAUCAACGGCAUCGCCCGCUGGGGCUUUGACGCCGUUCUGCAGACGCCCGCGGCCCUCCAGGGCGACGCGCAGCACGGCUCGGUGCUGCCCAGCAUUCUGCCGCCCAUUGUCGAUCUGGGACAGGCCGCAUGGAACAUCAACUUCACCUGGAACAACCCGCCCGUGGGGGCGCGGUACGACGGGAUCAGCGUCCUGGUCAACGACGUGGAGCGCUUCCGCUCGUAUUUCGACGACGGGCCUGUCCCCGCCAAGAGCUUCGUAUGGACCCGCGAGAGCGACCUCGGGUUGAACGAGUACUUCCGCUUCGGCUUCAUGGAAGGCAGCACGAGCUACGAUUACACCAAAGCCGGCAUUUGGAACGCAGAAGGUAAAUGGAUAGACAUGAAGCCGGGCCCCUCCAUGGUCCGGGCCCGGUCGCUGGGAGACGAGGACGACUUUGUGCCGCGGUGA